AUGGCCAAAAAAAUUAAAAAAGCUACAGAUGCUCUUCAGUCUCUUGAUGAAGAAGAUUUUAAUAAUGUCCUAGAAUUUAUAUAUACUAUUAAAAAAGAAAAUAAGUUAGAAGCUCCUAUAAAAUCUACAGAAAAACUUAUUGAAAUUAUUCAAGGUUUAGAUGACAAUGAGAAAAAAGAUGCGAUAAAACUAUUAGACAGUAUGCAAUAUCCACAGGAAAAAAAUAAAGGCAAGAUUAUAUCACCAUAUUUACAACAACAAUUAGUUGAAGUAAUUUUUAACUUCCUUUAUCAGCUACGAGAAAGUUAUUCUGCUUUAAAAGAAGAACGUGAUCAUCUUUGA
Molecule: messenger RNA, 342 nt
Organism: Racocetra fulgida
Lineage: Eukaryota; Fungi; Glomeromycota; Glomeromycetes; Diversisporales; Gigasporaceae
Source: the annotation of a GenBank genome assembly